This is a messenger RNA of Acaulospora morrowiae, 354 nucleotides long. NCBI's taxonomy places the organism in Eukaryota, Fungi, Glomeromycota, Glomeromycetes, Diversisporales, Acaulosporaceae. The record is from the annotation of a GenBank genome assembly.
AUGGACGAAGGAAAAUCUACUUGGAGCGAGGAAUUCGGCUUUGUCAAUUUUUCGCUGGGUUACCAGAAUUCUGGACGAAGCCGAAAAUAUCAGAUUUUGGAGAGUGGAAAAUUGGAUAUUGGCAACGGCGCAAGCUUCUCUUCAUUCAACCGGAUCGGCGAAAAGCAAGAAUCAAAGAAUCCGUGGCUGAGAAUGUUUGAGGAUCCGGUAGACGCACUCUUCUGGGCAUUACCCGUAUAUAACCCCCAUGUUCCAAGAUUAUGUGCUCAGAGAGACACAUGCCAAGUGUUUGCCAAACCUAGUCGCUUUGCCGUGUUUCAGUAUCAAAUUCCGGAUUCACGUCCAUCCCCAUAA